This is a messenger RNA of Chrysemys picta bellii (western painted turtle), 4797 nucleotides long. The record is from RefSeq and is a predicted model, not a curated record. Lineage: Eukaryota; Metazoa; Chordata; Testudines; Emydidae.
GUUCUUCCCUCUUAACAGUGACUGUGUUCUUAAGCACUUUGACUCCAAAAUUCUACGUUGCACUUACAGGGACUUCAUCUCUUAUAUCUGGACUGAUAUUUAUAUUCGAAUGGUGGUACUUCCAAAAAUAUGGCACCUCUUUCAUUGAGCAGGUGUCUGUGAGCCAUUUGAGGCCACUCAUUGGAGGAGUAGAGAAUAGUCCUCCGGUGCCAGGUUUUUCAGCCAACAAUGGAGAAAACGAGACAAACAGGCAGAGUUUGUCAGUGCUCUUUCAUUUUGCAGAGUGCAAAGUAUGGAGAAACCCUCUUAAUCUUUUCAGAGGAGCAGAAUAUAGCAGGUACACGUGGGUGACUGGGAAGGAACCGCUUACAUACUACGACAUGAAUUUGUCUGCUCAGGAUCAUCAGACCUUUUUCACGUGUGACACAGACUCUCUUCGGCCUUCAGAUACAGUUAUGCAGAAGGCCUGGCGAGAGAGAAACCCUCAAGCCCGAAUCAAAGCAGCAUAUCAAGCUUUAGAAUUAAAUAAUGAUUGUGCCACUGCAUAUGUUCUCCUAGCUGAGGAAGAAGCAACAACUAUUAUAGAUGCUGAGAAGUAUUUUAAGCAGGCACUAAAAGCAGGCGAAACAGUUUACAGAAAAUCUCAGCACUGCCAUCCCCAAAACUCCCAACAUGAAGCGCAGCUUAGAAGAGACACCAAUGUAUUGGUUUACGUGAAAAGGAGACUAGCCAUGUGUGCAAGAAAACUUGGAAGAAUAAAAGAAGCAGUAAAAAUUAUGAGAGAUUUAAUGAAAGAGUUUCCACUUCUUAGUAUGUUGAAUAUUCACGAAAACCUUCUGGAGGCACUGCUGGAAUUACAGGCGUAUGCUGAUGUCCAGGCAGUUUUAGCGAAGUAUGAUGAUAUCAGUCUUCCAAAAUCAGCAGCAAUAUGUUACACAGCAGCACUGUUGAAGGCCAGAGCUGUUUCAGACAGGUUCUCUCCAGAAACAGCCUCCAGAAGAGGGCUCAGCACAGCAGAAAUUAAUGCUGUGGAAGCAAUUCACAGAGCUGUGGAAUUUAACCCUCAUGUCCCAAAGUACUUACUAGAAAUGAAAAGCUUAAUUCUACCUCCAGAGCAUAUUCUGAAACGAGGGGACAGUGAGGCAGUAGCAUAUGCUUUCUUCCAUCUUCAGCACUGGAAGCGGAUAGAAGGGGCCCUUAACCUGCUGCAUUGUACAUGGGAGGGCACAUUUAGAAUGAUCCCGUAUCCGUUAGAGAAGGGCCAUCUUUUCUAUCCCUAUCCUAGUUGCACAGAGACAGCAGACAGAGAGCUAUUGCCAACGUUUCACGAUGUCUCCGUUUACCCACAGAAGGAGCUUCCUUUCUUCAUCCACUUCACAGCAGGGUUGUGUUCCUUUUCGGCAAUGCUUGCCGUUCUCACACACCAAUUCCCUGAACUCAUGGUCAUUUUUGCUAAAGCUUUCUUUGGGAUGCUUCUUUCACCCUUCAAUUUCAUUAUGGAAAAGAUUAAGCGCUUCAUGCCAUCCAGUCUCUGGCAUCAGCUGACCCAAAUUUGACAGAAAUGUGUUUUGCACAGUAAUGAGUCCCGAUGUUCUCAGGAACCUUAUCACCAGCUCCCGUUGGGCAAUGGAGCACUUACCUGGCAGCUAGAGGAGCGAAAGGAAGAUAAGCUGCAUUACUUAAACUGUUGUCUUCCAUCUUGUUAUAAUGGUGCUUAAAGUAACCAAAUCCCUUGUUUGGCCUUAGGAUCUGUAAUCAUUUAAGAAAACAUUUUUGUUGAACAAAUAACUUGUUUGCUCCCUGAACCAGAUGUACAAGUCGAGGCUGCUACUUUCUCUGUGCUAAACUUCAGAACACAAUAAAUCAGGUAGAUGUUUUCAGUGUUGGCAUUUCCUCCUGAACUGCCAAUAGUGAUACCGUCACUAGUCAGCCUCCCUGGUUUAAGUAUUCCUAAAGGACUGAGUACAGUUCUGCACUCUCUUUAUUAGAAGGCCCCUUUUGUAAGUAGCUGAAUGUGUCGACCUUUUAAGUGGCAGUUUAAGACAGGUUACACUAGACAGUAAGCAGCACGAGCAGUCUGCUUAUGUCCUAUCCCAUAGGCUUACGUUGCACAAGGAAACUAAGUGCACACUUAGAAAAAGCAUCUGGAUUCAGUAUUCAGAUCGUUCUAGGUUAAAUGCUAAACAUUCUGCCUUUGUUUUAGUUUUCAAAGUGAAAGGAUGUAAGAAUUGCCUUUUAAAGUGCCACCAAGAUGCUUGAGGUACCGGUAUAUGAGUCAUUUUGUGAGGCAGGGACUCCUAAAGGUAGGUCCAAGAUUCGUACUAGCAUCCACUGAUUCUGAAGUGUGAAAACUGAAACUUGGAGCACUCCUGAGAGGGAUAGCACACUUACAUAGAUGUCCACUGGUCAGUAAUGUAAAGAAUCUCCCAAAGGAGGUAGAUGGCAGCAGCAUGGCUUGGGACAAUUGAAAUGAGACAUUCAGGGGGCAAAUUGCCUGUUUUGUGCUUACAGGGCUUGGGUGUCUGUUACUCCUUUGAGGAAACAAAACCACACUAACCUUGGCCUCUUGAAGUAUGGCAGUCGUAAAAAUGUAACAGACAUAAAUGUAAAGGUAUCUGCUUUUGGGUGGGGGAGGUGUCUAUUCAUAAAGAUCAGUGUUUAUCUGCAUUCACUUCUGGAGUCCCAGGAAGGCUGUACAAGGCUGCUAUCCUCACAUUUCAACCAUUUCACAGAGGUCUCGGGAGUGCAGCAACUCACGAUGCUUUUCACUGCACUCUGGCCACAUAACUCGGAUUGUGGUGGCCGAUAGAGUCCUCUCACACCCUCUUUCUUGUUACCGCCAGCCAAAUGCAGAAUGACUAACUUCUGUGCCCCUAAUGGAAGCAGCUGCUGGGUGCUGCAUAUCGUCAUGUUACUGUUUGGCGACACAUAAAUCAAGAUCAGACAUUCAAGGUUCUUUCGAUCUUUUCUUUAAGCACUUCUGUGUUCAUGGUGCUCCAUGGAGUCAGGGCUCCUGAGGAGAUGAGGGUAUUCUAAUUGAUGCAAAUAAAGGCCAUGUUUAGCCAAACCUUUGAUCCUAUGGAAGCAUCCCCACCCACCAGCCGCUCAGUCCAGUCUCCGGUCCCAGCCAAGGAACAGGUCAGGGCAAAGUCAGGGUCUGAAAUCUGAUCCACACAGUGGCAAUGCAGUCUCAAUAGGCUACAUAAGGGAUGUUUCCCCCACCAGUCAGAUUUGCCCCGUAAUUCCCCCUUGAUGCAGGAGAAUGAGCACGGAUUAGCCAAAUCCUCCUUUAAUUUGUCAUUGAAGGACUGUGAAGCAGCCGGUCAUUAGCACAUCCAUCCUUAAGUAUCUCUUAUGCCACUAUUGUGGCUGAGAGAAAGACACCCCCUUCGGGAGAAGCUGUGGCACAGCGUUUUUAUCUCCCACUGUACAUUUGCAUUAAUGGGGCCUUUGCUGUAGGCAGUAGGUUAAAUACUUGAUUUCAUUUAGGAGUCAAGAGGGGAGAUCUACAGAAAGAUACUGACAAAGUUUUGGAGUUCUCCAACUACCGGUAGGUAAUUUUCUCAACUUUUCCUUCCAAUUGAAUAUAAGCCAGUGGGACUAUUUCUCACUGUGGAAUCAUUGCAGUGAUUAAUAGACAUGUUGUGCUCAUGUAAUUUCACUUCAUGGCCCACAGGGGCCCAGAAGGUAACCAACCUAAUGCUUUUUAAAGUUGAACAUUUUCCAGCAUUUGUGUGGGGUUAUAAAUGAAGCACUGCCUCCCAUGUAUCAUCCCAAGAGCUGCUUUCUCUCACUGUCCUCCCCUGACAUAACAGUAACAGAAAGGGGAUGGGCUUGUGCCGAAAGCAGUGCUAGCAACUUUCUCUGUCAUGAAAAUCUGCUUGCCUUCCAGCGCUGUCAGUGAUUCUUAAUGAGGGAGCCGCUCUGUUUCAUUUCUUAGGGGAACCACGCAUGCCCUACAUAGCAUUCCUUUGCCAUUUGUGAGCAGUGUCCCAGCACCUGAUCCAUACAUAGCAAUGCCAUUUAACUGUAUCCCCAGUGAUGUGCACAGGUACCUCUAUAGAAGUGGGUAAUGAUGGCUGCUCAGGGGAGAUAGAAAAAUCAACUAUUGUUACCAUAUGUUCCAUUUAAGAAUAUUUAAGCAAAGUGCAACACACAACCUCAAACACACCUAGCUCCUCACGGCAGCCCACACCCCAUCAUUUACCACCGGCGCAAACCCGCACAGCAACACCACCAGCACACGCAACAGCCACAAACCUCAUUCAAGCCUAGCAGUCUGUUGAGUCAGUGAGAAGCGAUGGAAACAGCUGCAAACAGGGCGGAGAGCUCUCUUUCGGAUAUCACCAGGUUUGUAGUUCACCGGGCUUUGCAGUCCGUUGCCCUCCAGUUCUUAAGUUCUCGACCAUUUUUGGUUUUUUACACGUGACUUUACGAAUUACCCCGUGCGACAACAUAGACUUUCGGUUGCUAGCUUAUCUAGAACUUUGUCAUGACUGAGAUUUCAAAGGAACCUACAGGAGGUAAGGUCCCAAAUUCCCCUGGAAGUCAGUGGGCUAGGAUACCAAUUCCCUUAGGCCCGUUUAACACACUGCCAGGGAACACAGUAUCCCUGUGUGUUGUACCCUUUUUUAUGCUCUUAAACUGAGGCCUGGGUAAAUGAAUGAUUCAGAGAAAGAAACCUGUUUCUGCUAGAAAUUCUCUCUAUAUCUUAGUCCCCUUUGCACAGGUCUGAGCAUUUCCUGCUUCUGCAACAUCUGUCAAAUAAAUCCUGUCAUUAAAAAGAUUUCCACUCGC